AUGGCUAUUACCGACCUUCCGCCCGAGCUACUCGUAGCCGUCUUCAGCCUGCUCAUGGCCGCAGAUCUUGUCAAUGUGAAGCAGCUACAGUAUAUCAUUGAACUGGAACUGUUAGGAAUGUCUGACAAUCCACCGUGCGGCCUUCCAACUUCCACAAAGCUACAUAGGCUGCGAGAGUUGGCACGAUCCUGGCGAGACAUGCGAUUUACGCCUGGUAUAUCCUUGCCCGCGGCGGCGAGUAGGGUCUACGCGUUCUCGGCCGGCGUCUUCGCCCAAGUCAAUUCAAAGGGGGUAUCGAUAGAAGAGCGCCGAUGGACAGUCAAGCCCACAGACGUACUUAACGAUAUUGAGGCCAUAUACCUAGAUCCCUCGCAAGACCUCUUGGUUGUGGUUGCGCCUGGAUUGAGCAUUACGUCCGCACCCGAGUGGAGGCUUCAUUUACUAUCUUUAACUGGACCCGGAACUCCGCAUCCUCUUACGUCUGAGCCGUGUCGGACGUUUGGCGAUAUCUACGGUUUCGACAGCAAUUUUUCAAUGCACAUCGAAGGCGACAUCUUGGGAUUCUUCCUGAGUCCCGGCUUUGGCUCAGUGCGGUGUAUAUGCUCCUGGAAAUCUCCUAGCGUGGUGCUCGACCUUCCUCAAUGCGUCAUUCUUGUUUCUGGACGAGAGCCACUUCAUCGUGCCGGAUGA
Messenger RNA from Postia placenta MAD-698-R-SB12, 690 nucleotides. RefSeq lists its product as hypothetical. The transcript has 4 exons. NCBI's taxonomy places the organism in Eukaryota, Fungi, Basidiomycota, Agaricomycetes, Polyporales, Adustoporiaceae. The record is from RefSeq and is a predicted model, not a curated record. The coding region runs from base 1 to 690 and encodes 229 amino acids.